Messenger RNA from Aspergillus puulaauensis, 1056 nucleotides. Its product is annotated as alpha/beta hydrolase. The coding region runs from base 1 to 1056 and encodes 351 amino acids. The transcript is spliced from 2 exons. Gene Ontology annotation, molecular function: hydrolase activity. Lineage: Eukaryota; Fungi; Ascomycota; Eurotiomycetes; Eurotiales; Aspergillaceae. The record is from RefSeq and is a predicted model, not a curated record.
AUGGACCAAUAUACCACCAAGGAGGAUGUCCUCAAGCUCGCCGUUGUUGACCCAGAGCUUGAAGAGGUCCUUAAACACACCCCGGCCCCGUCGAUGGGCAUGUCGCUGCCUGUCGAGCAGCUGCGUGCAACGGUGUCGGCAAUCGAGAAGAAAGCAUCCGAGUCCUGCCCAACAUUCGACACGCAGGAGAGCUUCCUGGAUAUCCCCAUGCGUGACGGACAUCAGAGCGAACUGCACAUUGUCAAACCAGCAAACUCGGACUCUGCAAACCCCGUGGUUGUUCUUGUCUUCGGGGGAGCAUUUGUGAUGGGCACCAACAUCCAAUGCACUGCCUGGGCUCGUUCGAUCGCAUAUCUGUAUGGCGCCACUGUGGUCCAGCUUUCUUAUCGUAGAGCACCAGAGCACAAAUUCCCGACCGCCCCGAAGGAUGUCUGGGAUACUGUGAAGUGGAUAACCGAGAAUCAGUCGGUGCUGGAUGCAGACUUGACCAAAGGCUUCGUCAUCGGGGGAGGAUCAGCCGGUGGAAACUUGUCAAUCGUCACAGCGCAUCGGUCAGUGAAGGAGAAUCUCUCGCCGCCGAUUACCGGAGUACUGGCCAGCAUCCCAGUGUGCAUCAGUGAAGAAACCGUGCCCGAGAAAUACAAGGACCUGUGGGUUUCUCGCCAGCAGAACGCAGACGGCCCCGGAAACCCUCUACAGGACUCGAAAGGCCUUGGAUACGAGGUUCUCUACGAGCAGGACUUUCUUUCCGAGGACUUUUCGCCGUUCAAUUCGACUGCGCCGUUCUCUGCCAUCCCACGGACGUACGUGCAGGUCGCUGGUCUGGACCCUCUGCGCGACGACGGCAUCGUAUAUGCAAGGGUAUUGAGAGAUAACGAUGUCGACGUGAAGCUAGAUGCUUACCCUGGAAUGCCCCAUGGCCAUUUUAAUCUGUGGCCGCGGUUGAAGCAGUCGAUAAAGUCACAGGAGGACACCAUUUGGAAUUUCGGAUGGCUUCUACGUCGCGAGGUUUCUAGGGAAAGGGUCGAAGAGGUGGUGGCUAAGAUUGUAUAUUAG